GGUCUUCCUCACGCCCCCCGGCUCUUCCUCACGCCCCAGGCUCUUCCUCACGCCCCCAGGCUCUUCCUCACGCCCCCAGGCUCUUCCUCACGCCCCCAGGCUCUUCCUCACGCCCCCAGGCUCUUCCUCACGCCCCCCAGGAUCUUCCUCACGCCCCAGGCUCUUCCUCACGCCCCCCAGGCUCUUCCUCACUCUCCCAGGCUCUUACUCACGCCCCCCAGGCUCUUCCUCACGCCCCCCAGGCUCUUCCUCACGCCCCCCAGGCUCGUCCUCACGCCCCCCAGGCUCUUCCUCCCGCCCCCCAGGCUCUUCCUCACGCCCCCAGGCUCUUCCUCACGCACCCCAGGCUCUUCCUCACGCCCCAGGCUCUUCCUCACGCCCCCAGGCUCUUCCUCACGCUCCCCAGGCUCUUCCUCACGCCCCCAGGCUCUUCCUCACGCCCCCAGGCUCUUCCUCACGCCCCCCAGGAUCUUCCUCACGCCCCCAGGCUCUUCCUCACGCCCCCCAGGCUCUUCCUCACGCCCCCAGGCUCUUCCUCAAGCCCCCCAGGCUCUUCCUCACGCCCCCCAGGCUUUUCCUCACGCCCCCCAGGCUCUUCCUCACCUUCCACCAUUCCCUAACCACUCGAGACUGUUGGAGACACAGCAUCCCACCUUAUAA
This is a messenger RNA of Procambarus clarkii (red swamp crayfish), 660 nucleotides long. RefSeq lists its product as uncharacterized. The record is from RefSeq and is a predicted model, not a curated record. Lineage: Eukaryota; Metazoa; Arthropoda; Malacostraca; Decapoda; Cambaridae.